UGUCGCUAAUUAGAAACUGAGGAUCAUGGAUUGUGUUAGCUAGGAGCCUAGUCUUCAAUCUUUAAAUUCAUACAUUAGCGGAAAACAGCUACGAUAUUGAGAAUUCCACACAGUUACACCAGAAUGGUCGACGACUUCGAGAGUCAGGAGGUCCGGUCGAGCGGAGAGUUGUGGUCAGAAAUCUGCUCCAGUCUGCCGGAGGUGCGAGCUGAGGCAACCCCGGAGAACAACACGGAGUUUAAGGACUCAUUCCAGCCAGCAGCACAAGUCGGAGUGCAGGUCAAUGGACAGUCAAAUGGGACACAUAACGUUACUAGUUCUUCUGGUGACAAAUGGGAACCCAUGGAGGAUUCGGAGAUCUAUAUAGCCAGUUUAGAGAACCGCCUGAAGAAACUAAAGGGCCAAUCCAGUGAUGUGACGUCCAGGGACAUGUUGCGCGCCUUGUCUCAAGCCAAGAAAGAAUGCUGGGAUCGAUUUCUCCACGACGCCCAGACCUCAGAGCUCUUCCAAGGCGGCGACAUGGAUGAGAGUGCUAUUGAACACUUCAAGAGGUGGUUGGUUCCUGAAAAGGUGGCCAUCAGUGCGGAGGAGCUGGAAUAUCUCCUUAGGCCAUCUCAGAGUAAGGAAGCAGCUGAACCAAACCAAACACAGAAUGGAGAGGACACGGAGGGAGAGAUGCACAACUGUGAGGAGGAUGACUCACACAGCCCGGAGAAAUGAGCGUGUUAAAAAUAACUAAUUUGGCGUGCAUUCAGUAGGGGUGACUUGUUACAGGCCUGCCUCCUGCCCCUUGUUACCCCUCACGCCCUCACGCUCAUUUAGAGCUGCGUUAUGUCACGGCAGUGUUUUGGCCAAAGCUUUUGUUAACGGCAGUCAAAGAAGCAAUUACAGCCUGUCAUUAUCCUCUGUAUCCCCAGCAACUGAGUGUUAAGUACUUAUUCAGUCACACUUGUUUUGCCCUUGCUAAUCAUUCCCUCAACCAGAUCACACGUGAAAAAAAUAUAUAAUAAAGAAUUUGAAAUUAGUCUUGUUUCUGGCAGCAGAAUUUUUAUCUAGUCUGUGUGGUGACUCGCCAUAUCCGUUGCAAGAAUGGCUCUCUACUUUGAAUGUGUAUGUACAGGCUAAUGAAGGACCACAUGCAGUAUAAUGUUGUAAAUUAGACUCGUAUGACGUAGGCACUGCAUUAUCUUUCAGAGACAUUAUUUCUUUUGUGUUUUUAAAAGUUGUGACAUUUGAGUAGGAGUGUAUUCCUGAAAAUUUUGUAACAUUGUGUAACAUCUUAAUUUUUGCCAUGUUGAAUCUACAUAAGAACUUUUACCUGUGUUUCAAUAAAAAUAAGUAGAAUGGA
This is a messenger RNA of Micropterus salmoides (largemouth bass), 1348 nucleotides long. It is a transcript of the gene ccdc32, whose product is annotated as coiled-coil domain containing 32. Lineage: Eukaryota; Metazoa; Chordata; Actinopteri; Centrarchiformes; Centrarchidae. The transcript has 4 exons. The coding region runs from base 124 to 720 and encodes 198 amino acids. Gene Ontology annotation, biological process: cilium organization. The record is from RefSeq and is a predicted model, not a curated record.